Messenger RNA from Cladocopium goreaui, 276 nucleotides. Lineage: Eukaryota; Dinophyceae; Suessiales; Symbiodiniaceae. The record is from the annotation of a GenBank genome assembly.
AUGCUGAUGAACGGGUCAGAAUCUUCCGAUCCGCAGCCCCCGGAAGAGAAAGCAGCCAAAGCAUUGCAGCGGCAUUAUCUGGUCAAACACGACCGCCGGCAAGCGCAGGAAACCUUUAAGGCCCAGGAUUGGUCAGGUGACACAAAUUCGUUCUACACUGCAGACUGGUGGUGUGGCUUGCAACGGCUGCAGCCGGGCUCCGCCUCCGGCACACAAGCCCAAGAAUCCUGGCACCGCUGGAAGCUGCAUGAAGAAACACAUGGGCCUUCGCACUAA